This is a messenger RNA of Striga hermonthica, 432 nucleotides long. NCBI's taxonomy places the organism in Eukaryota, Viridiplantae, Streptophyta, Magnoliopsida, Lamiales, Orobanchaceae. The record is from the annotation of a GenBank genome assembly.
AUGGGGAGUAUGCUACCAGGAAGUAAGCUGCACAGAAAAUAUAUACUAGGGCCUGUAAGGGCAUUUCAGCCUCAUCCCUCCCCUACAAGAGAUAUCUUACCAACUGGCUCAAGACCUCUUCUCAAGAUGUUGAGGAUGAUAUCUGCUAAUUUGCGAAAAAAAAGGUUGACACCAUCACAUAUCGGUGUGAUUCUACGUGAUUCUCACGGUAUUGCUCAGGUGAAAAGCGUCGCCAGAAGCAAGAUCCUCUACAUUUUGAAGGAGAUUCCAGAGGAUCUGUACCGCUUCAUAAAGAAAGCAGUUGCCCUCAGGAAGUGCUUGGAGAGGAACAUGAAGGACAAGGAAGCGAAGUUCAGAUUGAUUUUGGUGGAGAGUAGGAUUCACCGUCUCGCCCGUUACUGCAACAAGACCAAGAAGCUCUCGCCCUUUUGA